Messenger RNA from Anisakis simplex (herring worm), 1002 nucleotides. The record is from the annotation of a GenBank genome assembly. Lineage: Eukaryota; Metazoa; Nematoda; Chromadorea; Rhabditida; Anisakidae.
AUGACGUCAGGUAAUGAUGAGACAAUAUUUGGAUAUAAGCGUUAUCCCAAAUUUGUAUUGAAUCAACCGAAGUAUCCACAAAACACAUUUUUUGGUCGGUAUCUUCAUUUCUUGGAAGCAAUUGAUCCAAGAACACUGUUCACUUCGAACAAACAACUGGAAAAAUGCGUUAGGCUUUUGGAUGACUAUAAAGCGAAUGGUAUGAAAUCGUUGAGUAGUGAUCGAGAGUUAUGGGAGGCACAAAAAAUCAAAUCUGCAAUUCUACAUCCGGAUACAGGACAGAAAAUUCUACCGCCGUUUCGAAUGAGUGGUUUCGUGCCAUUUGGAUGGAUUACGGUAACUGGUAUGUUGCUACCGAAUCCAUCGUGGAGCACUCUUCUUUUUUGGCAGUGGAUGAAUCAGUCGCACAAUGCACUAGUCAAUUAUGCUAAUAGGAAUGCCACUUUGAAUCAACCAGUAUCAACAUAUAUCAAAGCCUAUUGUGCUGCUGUUACAUCAGCAUGUUCAAUUGCAGCUGGUUUGACGUAUUUGAUAAAACGAUCUGAUAAGUUAUCAUUAUCGAAACGGAUUAUUAUACAGCGUUUCAUCCCAUUACCAGCCACAUCUCUCGCAAGCAGUUUCAAUGUCAUUUGUAUGAGAUAUAAUGAAAUUAACUCUGGCAUUGAAGUUUAUGAUGAAAACCGAAAUGUCAUUGGUAUUUCGAAAAUUGCUGCCAAACAAGCCGUCAUUUCAACAACAUUAACACGUGCGUUUCUCCCCAUUCCUCUUCUGCUUGCACCACCGUGCAUAAUGCCCUUCCUUGAGAGAUAUUCAUUUGUGACUCGAAAUGCUGUGCGACAUUUGUUGGUGAAUGCGUUCGUUUGUACACUUAGUUUCGCAUUCAGUUUGCCGAUCUCAUUAGCACUCUUCCCUCAAGAAUGUGCCAUUCCCGUACACAAUUUGGAAACAGAGCUGCAGAAGAAGACAACACAGACGACGGCGUACUAUAAUAGAGGCUUGUAG